Bacillus rossius redtenbacheri is the source of this 3628-nucleotide messenger RNA. RefSeq lists its product as uncharacterized. Lineage: Eukaryota; Metazoa; Arthropoda; Insecta; Phasmatodea; Bacillidae. The record is from RefSeq and is a predicted model, not a curated record. Gene Ontology annotation, biological process: apoptotic DNA fragmentation. The coding region runs from base 1 to 1335 and encodes 444 amino acids. Gene Ontology annotation, molecular function: single-stranded DNA endonuclease activity; RNA endonuclease activity; metal ion binding. Gene Ontology annotation, cellular component: nucleus; mitochondrial inner membrane. The transcript has 6 exons.
AUGACUAGCCAGUGCGAUGUGUGUGCAUCGGCCGUGGCCUUGGCCCGGCCGCCGGGCGGGAAGUGCUCGGCGCCUGGCAGUUCAGACCGCAGUCGCGAGAUGGCGGCCCGAGCGCAGGCACGCGGCGCGGCGAGGAGCGCGGCCAUCUUGUGUCUCUCGCUCUGCUGCGCGCUACCCGGCGCCUCCACCAAUAGCUGCUCCGUGGACGUGAACAGGGACCUGGCGGUCCAGGAGCCGCUGCUGCUGGUGGACGGGCGGCUGGCAGCGCCGCGCGGCGGCCCGCGCCGGAACUCCUCGGCCGCCAUCUUGUUCAGCGGUCCGGCGACCGUGGCGUGCCCGGGCCGCCGCAACCGGCUGGUCGGGCUGGGGCAGCAGCGAGUAGAGGUAGCGUGCCGGCACGGCAGCACGGUGACCUUGGCCGGGAGGUCAGUGACCCUGCGCGAGCUGCAGUGCGCCUCCAGGCUCGCCGCGUCGCUGCAGGCCACGGACACACCCUGCGGGCCGGGCGGCGCCUCGCUCGUGCGUCUGGGCUUCAAGGUUGGCGACCAGUUCCAUGACAUCAUCACAGCAUGCCACGACUCGCUGCAGGUCUCCACGCUGUACACUCGGCACGUGCUGCAUGGGGCGGCGCUGGGUGGGCGACAGGCCUCGGAUGGCACGCCCGGGUUCGAGUCUGGCUCGCUGCACCAUGGCUUUGCCAUCGCCCGACUCUACAAGCAGACCACAGUGUCGAGCACGCUUACGAGGCUGCUGGGCUCCAGGACACUUGCGGACCGCUACUUGCUAAAAACAUUCAUUUCACGUGGACACCUCGCGCCCCGGGCAGACUUCGUGCUCCAGGCCUACCAGAAUGCGACCUUCUUCUACGCGAACGUGGCGCCCCAGUGGCAGAGCGUGAACCGCGGCAACUGGCUGCACGUGGAGGACCGAGUGCGCAGACUCGCGCAGCGACUCGAACACGACCUGGUGGUGUUCACGGGAACUAGCGGGGUGCUGGCACUCCGCGACCACCAGGGCCGGCCCCAGGAGGUCUACCUGCACGGCGGCGCCACCCGCAAGCUGCCCGUGCCCAAGUUUCUCUGGAAGGUGGUGUACGACCCAAGUGCAAGGGCGGCCAUUGCCUUCGUGACCUUGAACGACCCGUUCCUGGAGGGCGGUUUGCGGGUGGAGGACCGGCUCUGCGAGGACUCGUGUCGCGACCACGGCUGGCAGUUCGCCUCGCAGCACUCGGCGACCCUCGGCCACACCUACUGCUGUGACGUGCGCCAUCUCAGGCGGCGGGUCAGCUAUCUGCCUUCCAUCGACGUGGGCAGCGUGUUGAAGUACAAGUAUUAGCGUCGACCACGGUCUAAGAAGGGGAGGUCUGGACACUCCCCAACCAGGCCAGCAUGCAAAAGUGGCACACCUAAUGUCUCCGUAGUUCCGCUCCGCUCCACCAUCUGACCUGUAGCGCUGGUUGUUCUGCGGUGGUAUUUUAAGCUUUGUUGUUAUGAAAAACUCAUCUUAAUAAUAAUUUAAAUUUUCAUUUAAAUGUUAAAAAUGCAUUAAUCUCCAUAUAUCGAUACAGUAUUAAAUUGGAUGUGCUUUUGUUUUAUAAGUUUGGAAAUUAUUUCAUAAAUGAGGUACUUAAAUUAAGUUGCAUAGUAUUGUUUCCACAUUAGCAUUGGCGGGAAGACAGGAACUUCAUUGUGAGCAAGGAGCAUUGAUUGUUAGUAAAGAGAAUAAGCGUGUUUUAUUGUAAUUGUGAGAAUGCCUAACCAUUGUGUUGCACCUGGAUGCAAAACAAAUUAUCAGGCAAAGUCGGGCGAGAAAUAUGCGAUAUUCCGAGUUCCCAAUGAUGACAAUGUUAGGCAAUUGUGGCAGAAAGCAAUUCCACGAGACAAGUUUGUCCUUAAAAGAUCCCAUUAUGUAUGCGAAAAACAUUUUGUGGAAGACGACAUUCUCACAUAAAAGGAUCACAACGAUCAGUUCGGAAACGUCAUUGGAAUAGUAAGUUAAAUUUUAUUAUUUGUAUGAAUGUAGUCUAAAGAAUACCUACUUAUUUUUGUAUAGGCCCGACUUUUUUAAAAAUGUAAUGUAUGAUGAAUUUUAUUAAUGACCAGCAAAACCCUGAUAAUACCUGUUUGUAAGUAGUUUGACAAUACACCAUUAUUUAUUAAAAUACAAAAUUUGCAAAACGAGUGCGGUCUCUUCCUUAAAAAAAAUAAUAAUAAUCCCACAAUACUUUUAUUCAGUGCUCUAAACUUUCCUUUGUUAUUUCAAAAGGCGGAGAUACGAAAUUCCAACUAGUUUAGAAGUAAUCGCAGUUUGUAAUUUACAUUACAAUACCUGACGAUGGCACUUAUUUGUGUAGAAAAUAAUGUAUUGUAAAUGCAGGUUUGUUAUUCUUAUUCAAAUACGUAAAUCAGCCAAGUUAUGUACUUUGAUUCACCCUUUAAAUUUAAAUGUUAAAAUAUAGUGAAAUUAUUAUUAUUAUUCGAUGAAUUUUAAAAUGUACGUUACAAAGAACGAUGUUUGUUUAUUAAGUAAAGUAUAAUUUGAAAAUUCGUCGUCGAAGUUUUUUACUGUUUAUUAAAGGUAUUGUGUGUGUAGACAAAGUUUCAUAUUGGAACAGAAAAACGUAAGAAAGAAUUUUUUACAAAUUAGAAAUAGGUAUGUAUGUUUUUGUUUUUUAUUGUCGCGUAUUUUCACGUUUUUGUUUUGUUCUUAGCUGAAAAGAGAUAAUAUAAUAAAGCCGCUCUAAUGAGAUUUAAUUGUUUCUUGGUUAACAAAAACUGUUAAUUAUCAAAUAUUGUUAACUGUUAAUAUUCGAUUUAUUAUUAUUUACGCGACGUCAUACUGUACGCGUACGCAAUACGACUCGUAUCGUUGCUGUAACAUAACAUAGCAUGUUAUGCGGUAUCAGAAGCAACGAGUACCGUAACGAUACGAAAGUAACGAGUACUAAUUGUUAUAGUAACGAAUACAUACGGGUACGUUUUUUUCGUUACUUUUACACCUCUAGAUUUUUAACUAUCGUUGUAUCGUAUAUGUAUUAUUUACCUCUUGUUUGUUUUUCAAAAGAAUUGACAAAUUCAUAAUAACGUCUAGUGAUAUAUUUCCACCGCAAGACACCUAGCACUAGAGUUGAAUAGCGGACGUCGAACUAACUAUGGAGACGAUAAGUAGUCACUUUUAUCUGGCGAGUGUCCAGACCUCCCCUUCUUAGACCGUGGCGUCGACAUAACAGGAGGAGUCUGCACACCAGCUCCAUAAUCAUAAUGGUGAAUGACUUGGUUAUUGGCCGAUACAGUUGUCGAAAUAAAUGUGUCAUGUCGUACAGAUUAUUCCGACCUUACGGCCGGCGUUCUCGCGUUCCCCUCCCACAUAUGCGCCCUAAUAGGGUAGGGUGGGAGUAGCAUUCCAGUUCUCUUGUUUAAACAUCCCAGAGCUUUUUAAGUAACGUAAGUAAUGUUGUUGAUCGGGAGGGUAUUAGAGCUUCGGCACCGACCAGCGGCUGGAGCCACCAACCCAGCAUAGUGCCACUUCAGUCCCUUUACCACACUUAGCUAACCAGACAGUUGGCUGUGUCAUGUCAUACACAGUAUGUACAUUAUUAUAGUUAUAAAUUCGCAAUUUACUCUUUGUA